AUGAAUCAAGAUAAGGACACAAACCCAGAGCCAGAAAUCGGCAGUUCGAUGAUUGAGAUACUAGGUUUGGUACCCCAGCGAGACCAGACCUCGAAUAAGCCCACGGACCUUGAGCCUACGGACCUCGAGAGAGAUACAGAACCAAAGUCUGGUAGUUCGAUGGUUGAGCUACUUGGGUUGCUACCCCACCGACAGCAGACCUCAAGUAACCCCCCGGAUAUUGAUAAAGAGGCAAAUCCCUUUUUGGCUGAUUCCCUGCCAAACGACGAGGAGGUGAAUUCCGGUAGUCUUCCCGGGAGCACUUAUCGAGAGGAAUUUGGGAAGAUGCCAGCUGAUCCUGCUCAGAUGAGCAGGACAGAGGUGGAAGAAUGGUUGCUGAAGUACGAUGCCUCCCACCACGAGAAAACACAACUUCUCGCCAAGGAGAGCAGAGGCCUACCUUCGGUCGAGGUACCACCGGCUGGAGUGGUGGAUGGCUCUUUUGACAUAACGGAAUCCACGACCACUGACGAUCUUGACCUUGACCUUGACAGUGGCGGUGAACGUGACACUGAAAGCGAUAGUGGCGGUGACGGUGAUAUUGACAGCGAAGCUGACCAUAAGAGUGAGAGUCGCCGGCAUACUCACCGGCGCCGUUACCAUAAAGGUGACCGAAUAUUUGACAACAAGAAGCAGAGCGGGAAGGACAGCGAUGCGGACAGCGAUGCGGACAGCGAUGCGGACAGCGACGUGGGCGCGGGAAGAGACAUGGACGGGGAGAGUGAUCGGGAAAGCGACGAAAAAAGCGACGAGGACAGCGAUGAGGAGGAGGACGGAAAAAAGGACGGAGGCAAGAAAGAAAAUGAGGAUGAUGACAAGGACGAGAGCAAGGAACAAAAGCCGGAUGGCUCUAAUGCCAGCACUAGGUUCACUUUUCAAGGCCCUGAAGCAGUCCGAAAGUUGAACCAAAUAUUUGCGGUUGGGGAUACUGAGAAGGAACCCUCCCCGGACAAGGAUAGUGGUGAAAGUGAGAGUGAAGAUAUGACUCUCGAGAACAUGGAAGCUUGGAGAACUUUGGACCAUAUGGUUGGCCUUGAAGAUAUCAAGGAGCGAAUUCGUAUGCUACACCGUCGAGCAAUCGAUAAUCGUUCGCGCAAGAAGAACGGGUUGACUCCGCGCCCAAUACCCCAUACAGGCGUGUUCGUAGGGCCUUCAGGGACUGGAAAGACGACAGUUGCAAGGCUCUAUGCCCAAAUCUUACAUCGUUUAGGCUUUGUCAAGGAGGAUUCUGUACUUGAACUGAAUGCUUCACAAAUUGUGGGCUCAUCGGAUCCUAAUACAAAGUUAGCAGAUUCAGAGGGCAAGGUUUUGAUUAUAGAUGAUGCUCACGGGCUCUGGGGUGGAUCCAAAUCGGACACCGAUCGUUGGCAUCGAACUGCGAUCGACGCGAUUAUCGCCCGUGUUUCAUCCUCUGGGAGUGCCAAUGUAAUGGUGCUGCUUGUUGGAUAUGAGGAUGAGAUACAGAACAUGUUUGACCAAGUCAGCCCAGGCCUCUCCACCAGGUUCCCUCUGGAUUCCGCAUUCCGGUUCCCAGGCCUUUCAAUAUCUCAGUUGGAGCGGAUUUUGGAGAAACGGCUCGAAUCAGCUUCCAUUCGUGCAUCGUCCGAUGCAAAGUGUGCUGCCUUAGCGGUGCUAGCGCAUUCAAUGGCUUCUCCCAGAUUUGGAAAUGCGAGCGAGGUGGACACACUCCUACACAAAGCCUACUUUUCAAUGGAUAAACGAUGUUUCGAUCGCCCAGAUGCAGACACAACAGUUCUUGAGCCAGAAGACUUUUCUAAGGAUUGGAAACGUCACGUUGACGCUGAAGAGGAAUGCAAGAAGCUAUUUCACGAUGUUGUUGGUUGUGAAACUGUCAUUUCCGAGUUACUUGAUGAUACAAAGAUUGUAAGGAAAGCCAUCGCACGGGGGAUCGACCCCAAAGACUACAUUUCCUUCAAUUAUAUAUUUCGAGGUGAUCCAGGUAUGUCUUAUCAUUCCCUCAAGCCAGCCCAUUUUGACCGGACCCUAGGGACCGGCAAGACAUCCACAGCGCGAAAGAUGGGCCAGGUAUUUUACCAUAUGGGACUUCUUGCUAGCGACGAGGUAAUCGAGUGUUCGGUCAGCGAUAUUAUCGGCGAAUAUGUCGGACAUACGGGUCCUAAAAUCAUACGUCUACUAAAGAGGGCGAUUGGCAAGGUCCUACUUAUCGACGAAGCAUAUCGUCUCAACGACGGAUUGAAAUCCGACAACUCCUUCUCGCGGGAUGCAGUUGCAGAAAUUGUCGGUGCGCUCACCAGCCCCAUGUUUCAGCAAAAAAUGGUCAUUAUUCUUGCCGGUUAUAGUCGGGAGAUGGACGAGUUUAUAAACUCGAAUCCGGGCUUGCGGAGCCGAUUCAACCGCACGAUGACCUUUACAAGCCUCAACCCAACACAGUGCAUCCAGCUUCUGGUGCGGGUAAUGCAGAAGCAAGAAUUGGAUGUUUCGGCACUGGGAAUCAUCAAAGAAGGAAGUCACGAGGGAUUGUUCGAACAUUUUGCUAUUUUAUCUAGUUUGAAAGGAUGGGGAAAUGCACGCGAUAUUCAUACGCUGGGUACGCGCAUUUACCGCAUGGCCUUGAGCGCGGCGGAUGACAACGAUGUAUUGGCGGUUACCCCGGAUCAAAUUGGGGUGGCUUUGCAGGAAAUGAUCACUUCCAGGGGAGGACAGCUGCCCAAGGCCCCGCCCCCAGGAUGGAGUGGGCGAGAAUGGCUAGAAAGACGUGGAUAUAAGUGA
Molecule: messenger RNA, 2790 nt
Organism: Penicillium canescens
Lineage: Eukaryota; Fungi; Ascomycota; Eurotiomycetes; Eurotiales; Aspergillaceae
Gene: GbpA
Product: protein GbpA
Exons: 3
Coding region: 1-2790 (929 amino acids)
Molecular function (GO): ATP hydrolysis activity; ATP binding
Source: RefSeq, a predicted model, not a curated record